CUAUAAUGUCCUUUUCCACGUUGUUCCCAAAUUCCACCACCGAACACUAACGUUAACCUUUCCUAUAUAUACGCCGAAUCCAAUUCUCUCUCUCUCUCUUCCCUUCCCUUCUUUCUCGCUCUAUAAACCCUUCUUGUCUCUUCCCUUUUUCUUCGAUUGAAUUUUAAUUGAAUCAAUGAGUGAUCAUGUGGUGUUGUUUGUGGAUCGAUUAAUGCGUCCGAUGCCUGUUGAGCCGUUGGCUCAACAUCCUGCUCAGCCUGCUCCUGAGCCGAUGCCGCCGGUGAUUCAAUCACCGGCAGGGCCUUCGGGUUCUUCGACAGCGGAUGAUGAUGUCGGCGAGGACGAGCCGUUGUUGCAGAUGGAGAUGGCUGAGUGUAGGAUUUGUCAGGAGGAGGAUGGUAUUGAUAAUCUGGAGAAUCCUUGCGCCUGUAGCGGUAGUCUUAAGUAUGCACAUAGAAAAUGUGUCCAACGCUGGUGCAACGAAAAAGGAGACACAACUUGUGAAAUUUGUCAUAAGUCCUAUGAACCUGAUUAUACUGCUCCACCACCUCGUCCACAUCCUGAAGAAACCACCAUCGAUAUAGGUGGAGGCUGGACACUCUCUGGCACACCUUUGGACUUGCGUGAUCCUCGACUGUUGGCAAUUGCAGAGGCAGAACGUCAAUUCUUCGAAGCUGAAUAUGAUGGAUAUGCUGCUUCUAACGCCAAUGGAGCUGCAUUUUGCCGUUCAGCUGCUCUCAUUUUAAUGGCUCUCUUACUCUUGAGGCACGCACUUUCUGUCACGGAUGCUGAUGCUGAAGAUGAUCCAUCUAUGUUUUUCUCUCUUUUCUUGCUUCGAGCCGCUGGCUUUCUUUUACCUUGCUAUAUCAUGGCUUGGGCAAUCAGUAUUUUGCAACGACGGCGACAAAGACAAGAGGCUGCAGCAUUGGCGGCAACCCAAGUUGCUUUCGUGCUACAAUCUGGGCAGCAUAGGGGACUGCAAUUUGCCAUAACACCAGCAUCUAAUCCACGCCCACACCAAGAACAAGUGUAGUUUGUAUGGAAAUGGAGCGCUCACCAUGUAAAAUUGACUUGUUGAAAUGCCACGCUACUCUUGCUCAUCAUUUUCCCGGCUCUAAUUCUAAUAUAACUCGAGCAACUUCAAGAAUGUUCUCCCUCAAUCUAAUUUUAUUUAAAAUAAUUGUCUCUUACAUUAUUUUCGAUAAUAAUAACUUUAUUUAUUGGUAUAUCAAUUUAUUGUAUAUUAAUUACUCA
Medicago truncatula (barrel medic) is the source of this 1254-nucleotide messenger RNA. RefSeq lists its product as uncharacterized. The transcript has 8 exons. Gene Ontology annotation, molecular function: ubiquitin-protein transferase activity; zinc ion binding. Lineage: Eukaryota; Viridiplantae; Streptophyta; Magnoliopsida; Fabales; Fabaceae. The coding region runs from base 176 to 1033 and encodes 285 amino acids. Gene Ontology annotation, cellular component: membrane. Gene Ontology annotation, biological process: protein ubiquitination. The record is from RefSeq and is a predicted model, not a curated record.